CCCCGUGCACCCCCCGUGCACCCGUCUGUAGUGUGGGCCUUUCUCCAGUCCCGGGACCUGUGCGCGCGCCCUGGAGCUGUCCCAUGGCGGUGCGGUCCGAGUUGGACUUACCGGAGUCAGGUGAAUGAGGCUCGUAACUGACCCACGACGGGACACGGCUGAAGGAGCGCCCAAACCGCCAUGCCGCCCAAGAAAAAGGGAGAGCGUCAGGAUUUGGACGGUGCUGAGGAAAGAAAUGCUCAGGUGCAGCUCGACAAGGCCAAGUACAAGCCUGUUGCAUUUGCGGUCCGCUGCAACUUCUCCUACACCCCCGCGGAUGACGAUAAUGUCCCAGUCCCAGGACAAGCCGUUACUUUUGAGGCCAGAGACUUCCUCCACAUCAAAGAGAAGUUUAGCAAUGAGUGGUGGAUCGGGCGUCCGGUAAAGGAAGAUGGAGUUGUGGGUUUUAUUCCCAGUCCUGUGAAUUUGGAGACCAUCCUGAUCAGACGAGAAGUACAGGCCAGGAAAGCUGCCAAGGCCUUAGCCAAUAAAGCCGCCGCUCAAGCAGCUCAAGAUAUGAAUUCAAAGAAGUACACCCCUCCUUCACAAGCACAACAGCAAGUGAAAAAGAAGCCAGGGGAGCACGUGGCCAUGUACGAUGUAGUGCCUACAAUGCGUCCAGUUAUUCUUAUGGGGCCAUCACUCAAAGGCUUAGAUGUGACAGAUAUGAUGCAAAAAGCACUGUUUGAUUAUUUAAAGCACCGAUUUGAAGGCAGAAUAACAAUCACGCGGGUCACAGCGGACAUUUCUUUGGCAAAAAGAUCCAUCCUCAACAAUCCUGGGAAAAAGGCCUUAAUCGACCGAUCCAAUACUCGCUCCAAUUUAGCUCAGAUCCAGGGGGAGGUGGAGCGGAUUUUUGAAUUGGCUCGCAGUAUGCAGCUAGUUGUCCUGGACGCAGACACCGUCAACCACCCGCUUCAAGUAUCCAAAACAUCAUUGGCCCCAAUCCUCGUUUACGUCAAGAUCUCCUCACCAAAGGUGUUGACCAGGCUGAUCAAAACAAGGGGGAAGUCUCAAACCAAGCACCUCAAUGUACAGUUAGUGGCUGCAGAUAAACUCGCCCAGUGCCCAUCUGAAAUGUUUGAUGUGAUCCUGGAUGAGAACCAGCUGACAGAUGCGUGUGAGCACAUUGCAGACUUCCUAGAGUCUUACUGGAGGGCCACUCACCCCCCUGAGAUGGAGCCGGCUAACGCACUGGUGGCUACGCUCGCUGAGAAUACCUUGCCCACCUGCCCCACUGUCAUACCGGAUGAGCAGAAAAACAAGAAACCUGUGGCCUCUAAGAGGAAGGGGUCCCGGGACCAGCACUCGGAGCAGGACAGCGCUCCAUCAGCCUCUGCAGCUCCUCAACAUAACCCAAAACAUGAGCCCACCCACCGUCCCAGCGAGGAAGAGGAGGAGCGCCUACUGCGGUCUGAACCAAAGAGACCCUCCCACACGCACCACCAUCAUCAUCACCAUCAUCAUCACCACAAACGAACUGAUCACCAUAGCAACAGCCAAUCAACGCAACCGGGGCACUCCUCUCCCCCUGCUCCAGACUCAGCGAGGGAGCACACCCAGAGACUUCCAACUGCACGGAGACAACUACCGGAAAUUAGAGACCGAGAAUUUGAAGAGAGAUUAGAAGAGGAAUCGCACCAUCAUCAUCAUCAUCAUAAUCAUCAUCAAAAGAAUCAUUCGCGACAUCAUCAAACCCGAAAUGUCCACGCAGCGCCCCCUAGCAUGCACAGAGGGGAGGAGUACGAGCACAAUGAGAGCAAUAGGAAUCACAGAUACCGCCACCAGCAUCACUCAGGCCUGUCAUCCCGGAAACCGCACAGCACCCAAGCAACACACUAUAGCACCCAUAACCACAGCAAUUAUUACCAUGGCUACCACAACCAUGAACGGGACCACCAGCCGGAGCGUGAGAGAGACAGAGAGAGGGAGAGGUUUAAGGAUAGAGAAAGAGAGAUGAGGGAAAGGGAGGCACGGCAGUGGUGUCAAUGAUUGACUCUUUUUUUUUAACAAACCAGUGAUUUUAAAUGAUGUUGUGGUCUAUUUCAGAAGCCACCUAAAAGUAGUAAAAUGGGGCAAAUUGUGUGUUUUGGUAGGGUAAACUACCUGUCCGCUACCUGCUUGUUUCCAUGGAGUUAUUGCAUUGCCUUGGAAUGUUCCACAAUAUAGUAUUAAACUUACCUAUCUUGCAUUUGUUAAUAUAUUUCUCAACAACACCUUGACAAACAUACAUUCUUACUGUGUGUGGGCUCGCCUCUCCACAGAUCUGACCACGAGCUUGAUGGUAGUACCCGCUUGUCUCCAUGGGGAUUGAAAUUUUUAAUGCCAUAUCAUGGAACAUUCCAAGUUCCAAGUCCUAUCAUAUAUUUUAUUUUACUUUUUUUCAUUAAAAGCAGCAUUAUUCAGAAGCACUGGUUUAUUCACGUGUGCAGCUUGGGCUCUCAUUCACUAUUCACCUUAUUCUGGAAGUUGCCAUGGGCAACUCAUUAUCAUUUGGGUUGUAUUAUUUUGUAUGGGGCUACUGAUCUUGAGAGCAAAUAAGUUCAAAUAAGUAAAUUUUACACAAAUGAACCAACUUUGUCAUAUUUAAGAUGCAAAACCUUUCCCAAAUUCUCCAUUGACAUGAAUGGGAUUCCCGCUUAAAUGGAAGUGCUGCCACAAAAAAGUGUGGUUUAGGAGCGUCUAGAGACAAAAGUGGGCGCGGCGGAAUAAGGUGGAUAGGACUGACAAUGGCCAUCUUUCAUAAAACUUGUUCCAUUACCCUAAAAUAUUGUUGAAAUGAAGAAACAGGUCACAGUCUUUUGGUUAAUUACCUUUUUGCACAAACUUGAUCACAAAUAUUCCAGUUUUUAUGUAUUGUCAGGGCUGAACACUGCAUUCUUCUUAUUAUUAUUAAAAUAAUGAUUAAUUCAAAGCGCUUUGUUUUAUGCGCUUGGCCAGGUUGUCAUUGCAAAUAAGAAGGUGUUCACAAUUGACUUAUCUUGUAAAAUGUUAAAUAAACUUAAUUUUACUGAAAAAUUAAUUGAAUAAAAGUCAGGUGUCAGUUGAUAUUUUUGUUGAGAAAAUUUUACAAUUUAUUUUUAUUUUUUUUACAAAAGAACAAAAUCAGAUCAGUGUUAUUGUUAUAUUUUUUAGCCAAGUUGCAUCUUAUAAACAUUAACAAUGCACAUUCCCAAUUGUUCAUUUUGGCAUUUGUGCAAAAAGUCAUUGCAUUUGAAAUGAUAUUUAACCCUCUCAUCUUGUAUUACACACAUCCUGCCCCUCAAAUAACAUAACACUGUAAAGGUGAUUUAUUUUACACCUUAAUGAAAGUAUUUUUCUAGAUUGUAAAGGGAGGUUCAAAGGUGCUUCCUAUUUUUGUAAACAGUAUAACAGUAAAUACACAGACUUGUAUUUAUUCAAAAGCAUGACUACUUUUGGUGACUACUUUUUGGCUACAUGCUGGAUAUUCUAUGCAUUUUCUUGUGGUAAAAAUGUAUUGCUUUAUUACAAUCUCUAUGCAUCUGUACAUACGUCAUAAAUGCCUUGUUAAUCACUGUAUGCUAGUGUCGGACUUUCUAUGUGUGAUUGUAUUGAAAUGUUGAAUUGUUCUUUUAAAUUGUUCUUUUGGGUUGGUUUUGUUUUGUAUGAGAUUUAAUGGAGAAUGAUAAUUAAACUUGGCAAUGCA
Molecule: messenger RNA, 3706 nt
Organism: Boleophthalmus pectinirostris (great blue-spotted mudskipper)
Lineage: Eukaryota; Metazoa; Chordata; Actinopteri; Gobiiformes; Gobiidae
Gene: cacnb2b
Product: calcium channel, voltage-dependent, beta 2b
Exons: 13
Coding region: 181-2031 (616 amino acids)
Biological process (GO): chemical synaptic transmission; calcium ion transmembrane transport; regulation of voltage-gated calcium channel activity
Cellular component (GO): voltage-gated calcium channel complex
Molecular function (GO): high voltage-gated calcium channel activity; protein binding
Source: RefSeq, a predicted model, not a curated record